Molecule: messenger RNA, 1287 nt
Organism: Rhodotorula toruloides NP11
Lineage: Eukaryota; Fungi; Basidiomycota; Microbotryomycetes; Sporidiobolales; Sporidiobolaceae
Product: COBW domain containing protein 2
Exons: 7
Coding region: 1-1287 (428 amino acids)
Cellular component (GO): cytoplasm
Source: RefSeq, a predicted model, not a curated record
AUGUCUGCCGAAGACCUGCACGUGGAGGACCUGAGCGUGUCGGACGACCUCGAGAUGGACGAGGUACCGCAGCUGGUCGAGCCACUCGCCAAGGUCCCCUUGACCGUCUUGACGGGCUAUUUGGGCGCCGGAAAGUCGACGCUUCUCGAUUACAUCCUCAAGGAGCAGCAUGGUAGACGGAUUGCAGUCAUCAUGAACGAGUUUGGCGACACGACCGACAUCGAAUCCAAGGCCAUCUCUGUCCAGUCGGACGAGGCGAUGGUCGAAGAAUGGCUCGAACUCAACAACGGCUGCCUCUGCUGCUCCGUCCGCGACACCGGCUUGCUCGCCAUCAUCAAUCUGAUGGAGAAGAAGGGCCGCUUCGACCAGAUCAUGCUCGAAACGACUGGACUUGCCGACCCUGCACCGAUCAUCGAGUCUUUCUGGAACGAGCCGGCGCUGAACCUGGAGGUCGGACUUGACGCAGUCGUGGCUGUCGUGGAUGCCGCAGGAAUCGAGAAGCAACUACGAGAACCCCGGCCGGACGGCUCGUACAACGAGGCUCAACGGCAAGUCGCAACAGCCGACGUUAUCCUGCUCAACAAGGUUGACUUGGUUCAGCCGGAAGACCUCGACCGGAUAGAAGCUGCUCUUCGAUCUAUCAACUCGACCGCUCUCAUCCAUCGCACCACCCGCUCAUCAAUAGACCUCUCCCUUAUCCUCGACCUCAACAUCUACGCCUCGCCCUCCAUCCCCAUCCGCCCCGAAACUCUCGCGCCUUUCGCACAACCCGACGACAAAGCAGAAGAAUGCGCAGGUUGCAAGCUAGACGGCUCGGUGCACUCCCACACUCAUCCGACCACAUCAUCCUCCGCUCACAUGAACGACAUCUCCUCUCUGACCAUCCCUCUUCCGGUCCUUCCGUCCGUCGAGAACGGCAGCGCCUUCUAUCGCGUCGUCUCUCGCCUCAUCUGGGACUCGCAACUCCCCUCCGCCUCAACGUCUUCCGCCGAAGACUCGCUCACCCUCGACCUCCUCCGCACGAAAGGCUUCCUCCGCACGCUAGACGGCCAGAGCUACAUCCUCCAAGGCGUACGCGACAUCUUUGACAUCUCGCCUGUCCCGCCUGCGACGGUUGCGAAGGAGGAGAGGGAGGUCAAGCCCAAGUUGGUGUUGAUUGGGAGGGGAAUCAAGGGGCGCGAAGGGGAGAUCACGCGAAGGUUUGAGGAGGGACUGAGAGAGGCGCUGGAGGAGGACGAAAGGGAGGGUGGCAACAACGUGGAGGGGGACGAGAACAUGGCGGAGUAG